AUGGAGCCAAUGAUGGCGUACAGCUGCCUCCCCGCCACGGUGCUGGCCUCGUGCGUGGAGAGCGCGUGGUCGCGGGGCGGCGCCGGCCCGCAGACGCAGCUGUCCCGCGCCCUCUGGCUGUGGUGCGGGGCGCUGGGCGCGCGCGUGUGGCUGCCGCUGCUGCCGCGCGACGCCUCCCGCCGCCCCGACUCCUCGCGCCACACCUUCAUGGCCAAGCGGAUAAUGCUACCGUUCCACCUGAACAUAUACCCGCUGACCAUAUUAUUCGACGAUGCGAUACUAUUGGGGGCAGAGAACGACACAACCCUCUAUGCGUCCGACUCCAACUCAGUGUUUUCAUUGCCAUUUUGCGUUGUGAACAGGACGAGCCAGGUGUACUUGCACCAGAUUCUGAGGCAGCUGUUGCGUCGCAACCUGGGCUACCACGCGUGGGAGAUCGCCCGCUCGUGCGCCCAGCUGCCCUACUUCCCGCACUCGCUGGAGCUGCUUCUGCACGAAGUUCUGGAGGAGGAGGCCACCAGCAAGGAGCCAAUACCGGACGCCCAGCUGCCCAGCGUCAUCGAGUUCGUCCACGAGUUCCCGGUCUACUUGCAGACAGUGGUCCAAUGUGCUAGGAAAACGGAGAUUGCUCUGUGGGCAUACCUGUUCUCAGCGGCCGGCAAGCCCAAGGAGCUAUUUCAGGAGUGCUUACAGAGGAAGAUGCUGGACACGGCUGCGUCGUAUCUCAUCAUACUGCAGAACUUGGAGAGCUCGACGGUGAGCCGUCAGCUGGCGACGCAACUCUUGGACACGGCGCUGCAGCACGAGCGGUGGGACCUGGCCAGGGACCUGGUGCGCUUCCUGCGGGCUAUAGAUCCGAAUGACGUGGACUCGCCGCGGAAUUCUGUGAACGUGCAAGCGAAGUACGGUCAGAUCGUUCAAGCGCAGGCCGUUCCUAACGCGGAGGACCUCUCUGUCAUACUGGGCAGCAUGCAGCUGGCGGGCGGGCGCGGCCGCAGCUUCAGCACGACGGCGGCGCCGCGGGAGCCGUCGCCGCCGGCCGCCGCGCCCGCCCCGGCCCCCGCGCGCCGCACCGCCCAGGUCAAGCGCAAGAAGUCCGUGCCCGCACGCUCCGACAGGGAGUCGUACAGCGGCACCGCGGAGGAGUUCUUCAUCGACAUGAUGAUCCAGCGGCACGCGCGGCUGCUGCUGUCGACGGCGCGGCUGGUGGCGCUGGGCCGGCUGGCGGCCGCGCUCGACCUGCACCUGGUGGCGUGGCUGGCGGGCGAGCGCGAGCGCGCCGCGCGCGUCGACUGCGCGCCGCUCUGCCUGCGGCGGCUGCACGCCGACUUCGACUGGCCCUACCCCGCGACGCACCAGCCCGACCGCGCCUACGCGCAGCGCAACACAAGCCUGGCGCCCAGCCCGCACUCGCCGUGCGCGGAGACGGACAGCCUGUGCGGCGACAGCGGCUACGUGAGCCUGUCGCUUCGCGCCGCAAUGCCCAUCGUCAUGGGCGCGCCACUCUCGCCCGCCUCGCCCAGGCCAGUCAGCUCGGUGGGCGAGUGCAGCGUGGCGGAGGGCGGCGGCGUGGCGUGGGCGGAGGCGGGCGAGGCGGAGGCGGAGGCGGGCGAGGAGCGCCGCUACGCCGCCCUCAUGGAGCGCCUGCACACGCACCAGCACGAGCGCGGCGACCACUCCGCGCACGUGCGCCUGCGCUACUUCCUGCAGCUGAUGACGGAGGCGAGCUGCGUGGAGUGGGCGCUGGUGGUGGCGGUGGCGCUGCGGGACGCGCUCGCCGUGCUGCGCACCACCAACGCGGCGCGCGGCCACGACGUCAGCCUGGCCGCCGUGCGCCGGCUGCGCGCCGCCGUGCUCGACCUGUGCGCCUGGAGCGACGCCGAGUGUCUCGGUUACAAGCCGUUUAUGGUGGCCAUAAGCAAUCAGGUGCCAUUCCUAACGUCAAUCAUCAACACCCGCGAGCGACGUGUUUCGAUGGUCACGAAUCGAGUCAGAACACCAAGUACUGGCUCCUUGAAUUUGGAGCUCAAACCACAACAAACGCCGCAGGAAGCCAUACUGCCGCCGCCGCAGAAGGUGCAGGAGGUGACGAAGUCGAUCCGCAAGGAGUCGCCGGCCGUGCCCGCAGAGGCGAGCGCCAGUGCGGCCGCCGCCCCCCCGCCCCCCGCACCACCAGCACCCUCCGGCUGCGCCCUCAUG
Iphiclides podalirius (scarce swallowtail) is the source of this 2199-nucleotide messenger RNA. The record is from the annotation of a GenBank genome assembly. Lineage: Eukaryota; Metazoa; Arthropoda; Insecta; Lepidoptera; Papilionidae.